UAUAUUUUGAGAAGGGGACAUAUAUUACAUGAAGUGAAUCUUGAUAGGAAGUUGUUACUGUACUAGUCCCGUUAUUAAGCAUGCAUAUAAAAGAUGAUGACGACUAUUUGAACGUUUAUAUUCGUUUGAAUUCGAUGGUACAAGACAUGUGUCAUGUAAAUAGUAGAUUAUAAGGCAACAGGAUUAGAUUUUGCUGCCCAGUAUUCAGGGACUAUUCACUUUAUACGGAAAAAUCGAUUUGGAUCAACACAUUGCAGGAAAUGGAGACGGGUAUAGUCGAAUCGUUCAGAAAUGGGACGGUUUUCAUCACUGGAGGUACUGGGUUUUUGGGGAAAAUACUCACAGAAAAAUUAUUGAGGUCUUGUUCAGUGGGCAGUAUCGCUCUUUUAGUCAGAAAUAAGAAAGGGUUAAGCGCCAGUCAACGGGUUACGAAAAUAUAUAAGCAAGCUCUAUUUGACCGACUUCGUACUGAAAAACCAGAUUUUAUAGAGUCAAUCAAGGUCAUCGAUGGACAUUUAGAAGAUUCAUUGAUGGGUCUAUCAUCGUCAGACCGAGAGUGGUUGAAAGAUAAUGUUAAUUUUGUUUUUCAUUGCGCCGCUACGAUUAAAUUCAACGAACCUCUUGAUUUGGCGUCGAAAAUAAACGUCCAAGGCACUGAACACGUGUUGACAUUAGCAUCUCAAAUGAAGAAUCUCAAGGGUUUUGUGCACGUUUCAACAGCUUACUCGCACUGCCCUAGGAGUGAAAUCAAAGAAGAAUUCUAUAACGUUCCAGUCACGUCUAAAGAAUUGAAAAAUGGAUUUUUUGACGAGAAAUCGACUACUAAAAUUAUAGAGGAUUGGCCCAACACUUACACUUUCACAAAAGCAGUCACGGAAAAUAUGAUACAAACAAACGGAGAUCACUUGCCGAUAUCAAUAUUUCGUCCAUCGAUUAUCGGAUGCACGAAAUCUGAACCGGAACCUGGCUGGUUGGAUAAUAUGAACGGACCAACCGGUCUGGUUACCGGAGUCAUGGUUGGAUUUUUGAGGACGGUACCAAACAUCGGUAGCAAUAUAACAGAUAUUAUCCCUGCAGAUUACACCGUAAACGCAUUGAUUAGCGUCAUGUGGGAUACAGUUAACAGGCACAAACAGUCCAGUGGAAUGAACAAGGUGCCGAAAGUGUAUAAUUACGUUUCGUGUGUCGAAAGCCCUUUGACAUGGCAUAGAUACAUCAGAGAAAUGCACGAUCAAUAUUAUGUAGCUCCUCCUUUGCAAUCGAUAUGGUAUGCUUUUUAUAUUUUCUACACAAAUUUAAUGGUCGGAAGUAUACUGAGAUUUUUCUUACACCAAAUACCAGGCGCAUUUAUGGACUUGUUAUUGAUUUUAUUUGGUAAAUCUCCCAAAAUGUUGAGAUUGUAUGCGAAAACAGAAAAUAUGAUUGAUUUACUUUAUGAGUUUUCUACAAGACAAUGGACAUUUGACAAUGGCAAUACAAGAGAAUUGUGGUUGUCAUUAAGUCAAGAUGAUCGAGAAACGUUUCGGUUCAGCUUACAGGAAUUCGAUUGGAAACCUUACAUAAAAAGCUAUUACUGUGGGAUCAGGAAACAUAUACUUCAUGAAGACCUAAACAACGUAGAAAUGGCAUUGUCAAAAAAUCAAAUGUUGUUAUGGCUGCAUCAGAUUUUUAUGGUUCUAAUUGUUUAUAUCUUGCUGCAAUUGUUUUGGAUUUGUAUAACAUUUUUAUUUUGAAGAAACCGUUGUCAAUUUGGUAUUCUAUUCAACAAAAUAAAAACAGUUACCAAAACGAGUUAUUUUUAAUAGAUAAAGUUCUUAGCUGCUCAUCUUAUGAAAUGUAAAUAUUAUAAUAUAAAAAAAAUACUAUGCAUUUGCCUUAUCAAUUUUCUCAAGGUAGAUUGUUAAAUUAUUUUAAACAAAAUGUAAAAUUAAAAUAUGUAUACACAUAGUAUUGUUAAUCAAUAUUAUAAAAAAAAAAAUAUUUGUAUUUUUAGUUUUUUAUUUAUUUCACAUUGUGGGGAACAGCUGUCCUUUCAUGUUAUAUAGCUUAUAUAUUAUGAAUUAGAGAAACAUAUUGUAAAAAUAAAUACUAUAAAGAGUGAUGUGGUUGGAUGGUUGUAAUAUUCUCUCAUCAUCAUCAUAAGUAAGCUUAAUUAAAUAACGACCCAUUGACCAUUUGUCAUCUCUAAAUACCGAUACAAAGCAUAGUGUACACGUAUAUAAAGCGUACACGUAUAUGGAGGUCACCUUGUAUUCAUACGUUUAGGGUGUGGGCCUUAUCUAUGCCGUCAGAGAGAACAGGUGUCCGAAUAAGGGAUUCGAUGUCCACAACAAGGAUAGUCCUUGGAACUUGGAAGUGCGGAACACUUUAUUUAAGUCGCCUAUAACUGUCUGGCCAGCGUGAUCGUAUCUUCCGGACGCCCGGUCUUCAAUGCGAGCACAGUGGUCAUCUUCUCAACAACCCGUCUCUAAGUAUAGAGUCAUGCGUGUCGCGUAUGACGUUUGGUUUCUAUCCUUUUACAAGCCAUAAUCAGUACGUGUUUUGUGUCACCUGUAAUCCUACUACAGCAUAUUAGUACAUAUCUAUUAAAAUAAACAGUUACGAGUCAAGUAAGACACAUGAUAUACAUUUUACUUAAAAUUGUACGGUGAUUCGAUAAAUUCUCGAAUGCAUGGCUUCGAGGACCCUCUGGACAGCGUAACUUCAAUGUUUGCAUCUGAUAACAUUUUCCAGUACUUUUAGAUAAUCACCAUAGGCUGGGUGCAAAAUUCUUUUCAUGAAAAAUACAUAAAUAAUGCUAUAAUUAGUUUUUUCUAUUUUCUCUGUUUUCUCUGUUUAUUACACAAUUUUACACGUCAUAUCUGCAAGUUUUCACAUACAAUAUAGUUUGAUAAAUUAAUAACUACUUUCUCUACUCCAUGAAUAAAUGUUGAAUUAUAUGGAUGUAUUUAAAAACGUGUGAUGAAUGUAUGAUUAUAACAUAAUAACCUUAACAAAUGACUUAGAGCAAAUUAAUAAUCAUGUUAAAAUGUGGAUUUAAUUUAAGAUUACAUAGAUAACACUGUAAUUUUUAUUAAUUGGUUUAAGCAUGUUAUCUAAUUUUUAGAACACUCCGUAUCCCUGUUGUUUCCGUCCACUCGUUAGUUUCUAGUACAUACUCGUAUAAUUACGAUUGUUGAUAUACUAUAUAGUUGAUUUGUAUUUAUAUAUUGUCCGCCGAUACAUCAAACAUAUCGUGUAAAUGUAUAUUAUGAAAUUAUAGUUGAUACUUGAUUGAGUUGCAUAAAAAUUAAAAAUAUGUUUAGAAACCUGGAAUUUAACUUUUCUUAAUUUGUUAUACCUAGUUUUGUAUUUAACAUUUUCACCCGAAUACUUAUGACGAAGGCCAUUUCUACGAAUAAACCAACUUAUGAACCAAAAAGAUAUUUUUUAUAUCUAAACAAAUAGGUGUUCUGCAGAAAGUUGCAUCUGAAAUUUUUUUCUGGAAUUCUAGGUUAGGUUAUUGUUAUUUUUAUUUUAUAGUUAUUAUAUUUAACUAGUAGUCCUGGCCUUUAAUAGCUGAUGUCCAUAACCACACUGAACUUUCAUUACUUAUCCAUUAAAAUAUGAAGAUUAGUAUAAAUAUCGAAUUUCGUUCAUAUGACCAGAAAAUGCAAAAUAUAUCUUUUGUAUUUGAGUAUCUUGACCACGAUUUGGCAAACAAAAUCAAAAUAGUUGAUUUUGAAGUCAAAUAUUUUCUUAGUACGUAUUUUUCGUAAUCAAACAGGUAGGUAGUAAUUAUUUAAUAGUUAUUAACUUCUUUUACUUAUUACAAUUUGUCACAAUAUAUUACUGACGAGUAGCUUGUUAUCAAAUUACGCCUUGAAUGUGAAGAUUCUGCAGCUACACUCGCAAGUCACAAUGCAUUGUGCGGAGUUCAAUAACAAAUUUUUGUACAAUAAACUAUUAGAUAGUUUACUGUUAAGUACUAGAUCCAUUGUUCAAGGUUGAAUAUUUCAUAGUAUUGAAAACCAGCUGAUACGCCUGGAUAGUUCGAUGCUGUGUCAGUGAAAAUUGUGAUGAAAGUCCGAAGGUCGUUUGACUAGAUUAGGUCAACGAUAGGUAUGUUGUACAUGCUGUCAGGUGUUACC
Myzus persicae (green peach aphid) is the source of this 4130-nucleotide messenger RNA. Its product is annotated as fatty acyl-CoA reductase wat-like. Gene Ontology annotation, biological process: long-chain fatty-acyl-CoA metabolic process. Gene Ontology annotation, molecular function: alcohol-forming very long-chain fatty acyl-CoA reductase (NADP+) activity. Gene Ontology annotation, cellular component: peroxisome. The coding region runs from base 261 to 1733 and encodes 490 amino acids. Lineage: Eukaryota; Metazoa; Arthropoda; Insecta; Hemiptera; Aphididae. The record is from RefSeq and is a predicted model, not a curated record. The transcript has 8 exons.